Molecule: messenger RNA, 12255 nt
Organism: Tympanuchus pallidicinctus (lesser prairie-chicken)
Lineage: Eukaryota; Metazoa; Chordata; Aves; Galliformes; Phasianidae
Gene: ATG7
Product: autophagy related 7
Exons: 19
Coding region: 150-2279 (709 amino acids)
Biological process (GO): autophagy of mitochondrion; autophagosome assembly; piecemeal microautophagy of the nucleus
Cellular component (GO): cytoplasm; phagophore assembly site
Molecular function (GO): Atg12 activating enzyme activity; Atg8 activating enzyme activity
Source: RefSeq, a predicted model, not a curated record
CUCCGCCGCACGCCUGCUCCCUUCCCGCCCUCUUCGUCACGUGAUAGAGGUACGGCACCGUCACGCUUCGCGUCAGCUGGUAAUGCCGGAAGUACUGCGCGCUGGAGCCGAAUUCUCUUUGCCUGUAUGUUUAAUAGUGAACUGCAAUCAUGGCAGCAGUCAGCAAUGAGUCCCACCAUCCUGUGGAUCCUGGAAGUUCAAAGCUGCAGUUUGCUCCCUUCAGUAGUGCCUUGAACGUAGGAUUCUGGCAUGAACUAACCCAGAAGAAGCUCAAUGAGUACCGAUUAGAUGAGACUCCAAAGGUUAUCAAAGGGUACUACUAUAAUGGCGAUCCAUCAGGUUUCCCAGCUCGUUUGACGUUGGAAUUUAGUGCCUUUGACAUGAAUGCUGCAAUACCAGCACGUUGCUGUCCUGCUUUUGGAACGUUGUAUAAUACCAACACUUUCGAGGCUUUCAAGUCCUGUGAUAAAAAAUCACUUUUGGAAAAAGAAGCAAAUGAGAUAUGGGAAUCAAUAAAAUCUGGAGCUGCACUUGAAAACCCUCUGCUCUUGAACAGGUUCCUGCUGUUGACAUUCGCAGACCUGAAAAAAUAUCAUUUCUAUUACUGGUUUUGCUACCCUGCUCUCUGCUUCCCUGAUGGAAUACAUAUAGUUCAGAAACCAGUGUGUCUUGGUGACCGGUUCUCUUUAAAUCAGAUUCAAGCACUUCAGAAAGCGUAUGAUGAACUUUGCCAGUCAGAAGGGGUUACAGCCUUUCCUUAUUUUUUAAUCAAGUAUCAUGACAAUUCAGUGGUUGUAUCUCCACUCAAAAAAUGGGAUGGUUUCUUUCAAGACCAAGAGGGAAAGGUGACAGUUGGAGUUUAUGAUCCGUGUAAUUUAUCUCACUAUCCAGGAUGGCCACUGCGAAAUUUCCUGAUCUUGGCAUCACAUAAAUGGGGCAAUAUUCUCCAGUCAAUUGAAGUGCUCUGCUUCAGAGACAGGACCAUGCAAGGGGUGAGAGACAUAACACACAGCAUUAUCUUUGAAAUAAAACUUCCACAAGGAGCAUUUGGCCCAGAUUGUCCAAAAGCUGUUGGAUGGGAGAAAAACCAGAAGGGAGGCAUGGGUCCAAGGGUGGUCAAUCUCAGUGAAUGUAUGGAUCCAAAAAGGUUAGCAGAAUCAUCGGUGGAUCUUAAUUUGAAAUUGAUGUGCUGGCGGUUGGUCCCUACUCUUGAUUUGGAAAAAAUUGUGUCUGCCAAGUGUCUGCUGCUAGGAGCUGGUACGCUGGGUUGUAGUGUGGCAAGGACUUUGAUGGGUUGGGGAGUUAGGAAGAUUACAUUUGUUGACAACGCAAGGAUUUCAUACUCCAACCCAGUGCGACAGCCGCUGUAUGAAUUUGAAGACUGUCUCAGUGGUGGGAAGCCUAAGGCACUUGCAGCUGCAGAAAGACUUCAGAAAAUCUUCCCAGGAGUGAAUUCAGAAGGCUAUAACAUGAGCAUCCCUAUGCCAGGCCAUCCAGUGAAUUUUUCAGAAGUAACAAUGGCACAGGCUCGGAAGGAUGUGGCUACACUUGAAGAGCUUAUUGAUGCUCAUGAUGUUGUUUUCCUACUAAUGGACACUAGAGAGAGUCGAUGGCUUCCUGCUGUUAUUGCAGCCAGCAAGAGGAAGCUGGUCAUCAAUGCUGCCCUGGGGUUUGACACGUUUGUCGUUAUGAGACAUGGACUGAAGAAACCCAAACCGCAAGAAACUGGCAGCGCAUGUUUCAGCACUGCCCCUGGUCCUUCUGACCUUUUGGGCUCGUCGCUCUUUUCAAAUAUCCCUGGCUACAAGCUGGGCUGCUAUUUCUGCAAUGAUGUUGUGGCACCAGGGGAUUCCACCAGGGAUCGAACACUGGAUCAGCAGUGUACAGUCAGUCGACCUGGGUUAGCCAUGAUAGCCGGAGCUCUUGCAGUGGAAUUAAUGGUUUCUGUUUUACAGCAUCCAGAAGGUGGUUAUGCUGUGGCCAGCAGUAGUGAUGAUAGGAUGAAUGAGCCACCUACUUCUCUUGGGCUUGUUCCUCAUCAGAUCCGUGGUUUUUUAUCAAGAUUUGAUAAUGUUCUUCCAGUCAGUUUGGCAUUUGAUAAGUGCACAGCCUGUUCCCCCAAAGUCCUCGACCAAUAUGAACGUGAAGGAUUUAAUUUCCUAGCUAAAGUUUUUAAUUCCUCGCAUUCCUUCUUAGAAGACUUGACAGGUCUAACUUUAUUACAUCAAGAGACGCAGGCUGCUGAGAUCUGGGACAUGAGUGAUGAUGAAACAGUCUGAAAAUCAGCUGAAUAAGGUGGAAGAUGACCUACUUUGAACAGCAUUGCUGCCUUUUAUCUGUUAUUCGACAAGUUAAUGAUUGCUUACCCAUGACUAUAAUGAAUAUGAACAAUUGUAAACCACAUACUGACAUGAAUAUCUUCACUGUGAAAGCAGUCUUUUCUGGAUAUAACUCUCCGUAUUUUCAUUUUUAUUAUGUAAAUAACCAAAAUAAUGUGGUUAUGUUUAAAUCUUAUUCCUUUUUUUUUUUUUUUCCCCAUUUUCUUAAUAAGACAUACAUAAAAUUUGCUGCUUAAGUAAACUUUGGUAUCUCAUUUGUUCCAUUUUUUGUUUUGCUUCUCAGCAGACAUGUCUAAGUAGCUUGUCUAAAUGUUUUUUUCUUCAUCUUUCCAACACUUGUUCACCUUUAAUUAGAGUUCAUUAUUAAGAUUGAGAAUAUUCUCCUGUUGAGAAAUAAACUGCAUCUUUAUUUAUGGGAGAGCAGGAGUAGGUUGAAAACCUACACUUGCAGUGUAUAUCACAUUGCUUUCUAUUUCAAAGUAAACAUUUGUAGUACAGUUGAUUCCCUUUGUUAUAGUAUGAUUGCUCUUACCUGUGCCAAAAGAGAAAUUAUUCUCUGUGAAGAUUUCAUAAUUUCAUUCUAUGGAAGAAAUGUGGUUUGACUUAUAUUUACACAGGAAAGACCAAAAUGGAUCUGUAUCAUACUUAACGCUCUGCUGAAGUUCAGUGUUCUGCUAUGUAGUAAAAAUUGCUUAGAGGAUGAAUCAUUGAUUCAUUAAAAACUUGUAGUUAAAUGUAUUACUAAAAUAAGAAGUUGAUUUUCUAACUCUGCCAUUCCUGGUUGCUGUUGUAUACUACUUUACAGGUGUUAAACACUGAUUCUGAUUUUUAUUUUGACUGGAGUUUAAGUAUUUCAAUUUCUGCAGCAUCAGGAAUGGCUUCAGAUGUUAUGGCUGAGACUGUGAGAAUCUUUGAUGGGUUCUCAAGGAUUUGUAAAAAUGGAUUUGUAAAAUAUCAAAGUUACCUUACUACAGAACUGAAAGCAAAUCUAUUGUUUUUUAUCCAAAUAGGAUUUGGAAGUGUAAUUGAAAUUCAUUUUAAGGCUUUAUAUUGUGGAGACUAUGGACUAACUUGCUCAGAAAAGAAGGCAGAAUCGCUUUUUGUGGCAGUCUUUAUUUCUAUUAUACAUUAUGAAAAUGAGUUGACCAACUGGUCAAUCCAAUUAAUUUAGCUUGGUUUACUUCCUUUGACAUAAGCUCUGAAUAUCCGGUGCAGAUAAUUUCACAGCUUCUCUCUUAGGCCACAUCAGAGUAUGUUCUGUCAGAUCAAAUUCACCUUAAAAGAAAGGGUAUCUGCAGGUCCUAUACUGCCAUCAUAAAAGAAGACUCACUGAAACAUGUUGAGGUUAGCAUUAGUUGUUAAGCUUUAAUGGCCUGUUUAGCUAACUUCAUUGUAGUAUAUAUAUCUGAAUUAAAUAUAUUUUUUUAUAGGAAACUGAUCUUUUGGUGGUCAGGUAAUGAUCAAUAACAUCGAUAACACGUGAUAAACAUUUUUAAGUAGUUUAUUAACAUACAGAAUUACCUAUGAGCUGUAUGAUUUGCAUUCUGUAUUUCUUCUGGCAUUGUGUGUUGGUACUGGGUAGUUUAAAGGGAAAGACCUGCAUUUUUAUCUUUUGGAACUGCUGAGUGUAAAACUCUUCUGCAGUCUUUGAUUAUCUGAAAAUGUAAAACUAGACAUCUUUCUAAAAAUCUGAUGAACAGUAAUAGUUACUUUAAAUAUCUUAAUUUUAAUUACCUGUUAAAGUAACUUUCAGUUUAAAGAUGCAGUGUAUCUAUUUAAUUGCAGCAGUAUGCAAGAUCUAAAGGUUGGAAUUCAGGGUUUUAAUAUGGUGUUUCCUUACCUCUCUAAUUUCAGUAGCAUACAGUUCUGAGGUUGAGCUGCUUGCUGUACAUAUGCUUCCCAGAUGUCCCUGAUGUUCUGAAGCUCUUCAGUGUGUCAGAAUAACUUCCGUUGUCUAACUUUAAUGUUGUUUUCUUCCUCCUUGUGGAACAAAAUGGUCCUUAUUCUGCAAUUUCUAGGCAUUAAUUGAGUAAGAAAUCAGAAGAAUACAUAGAAAUGAAGUGCUAUUAACAUUUCCAUUACUGUUCAAAUUCAAAUACCAUUAUGAGAUAAGCACAUUUAUUUACUGGCCUGUAGGUACUUAAUGGAAGGCUUUUGGCACUACCCUUUCAACUGCAGAUAUUGGUGUUUAAUGGAAGUUAAACUUCGACCUUUCUUCACUUGCUUUCAGUCUGGUGUUAAAUCCUCUUUAUCAAUGUUAUAGCCUAUCAAUCUGGAAUAAAUUUCAUUUAAGGCAUGCCCUUUGUAUUAGAUGUAAAUUGAUAGUAAGAUUUUACCCAGUAUGUGGUUUGGCCAAUGUGAGAAUCUGCUCCAUGGAACAUGGGUAGGUUUGAUUCUGAAGCCUUCAGCAUUGGGUUCUAAAAGGGAGAAAGGGCACAAGUGUGUAAAUGACACUUAGACCCAUGCAGAAAGAUUCAUGAUGACCUAGAUCAUUUGGUAUAGAAAUUCACCAAGGAAUGGAACCAUAGGAUUUUUAUUACUAAAAAGCUGAUUACUCCCAAGAAAUAAAGGAGGAUUCUGCUUCAGUAGAGAUCAACAGCAUGAAAUGUAGUCUUGUACAUCAAAUGGAAUUCUAGUAAUUGCUGCAGCCCUUAUAGCCAUUGAGCUUCAGUCUGGAAAAAAUGUUCCUUCCUUGUGCUCUGUAUGGGUUUGGUAUUGCGUCCUCAGGGAACUCCACUGAGAUGGACGGAAAUUUUUUUACCAGCAGUACUAUUGUUCUACUACCUGCAUAAUGUUCUCUUACCUUAAAUACAUACAGUAAAAGUCAUAGCAAAGUUGAAUUUUUUUCAAUGUAUAAGUGAUUUCUUUUAGUUUCUCACCUGUCAUUUGUGAUUUUUCUCCUUUUAAUUUCUCAUAGUCAAAGAAAACUCUUACUGAUAGAGUUCUUGUUUUUGAACUUUUUAUUAUGCUAUUGUGUAGCAUUCUGUGAUUUAGUGUCUCAUGAUAGCACUUCUGUUUCUUCCUCUUAUUGAGUGUAUGCUAACUAUUCUGAUUGGAACAGCUAAUACCGAGUUCAUCGUUGCAUUGCUCUGGGUCGUUUGACUGAAGCGUUCACCCAUUUCCCAACUUUUUUUUAAGUUUUCUUCCUCUUUUUCAAGACAGAUUUAAAAAAAAAAAAAAAAGUCAGCUGAGAAGUGACUAAAAGUAGACUUUGGUUUUCAGGAUUCCCAUUAAUGUCAAUUAUAUGUGAAAAGAUCACUAAGCUUCUGAUGCCAGUCAAGUUUGCCUGUUUCUUACAGUACCAGUUCAGAGCCAUCCACAAGGAUUUUUAUAUAUGGUUUCUUUUCAGAGCAUAACCACAUAUUAAAAGUUCAAGGAUAGUCCUGGUUCUCUUUCUAUGGGAAGAGGAAGGACAGCUUACAUGCUUUCAAUACUACUUAUGUUGCAAGCUAACACAUAAUCAAACUUUUUUUUGUUGUUCUUCCAGUUGAAGGUAUCUCUGUUCUGCACUGCAAGUCCAGCCAGUUCUCUAACACACUGUUAAUAGCCAUUCUCUUCUCCGUUGGUUCAGUGUUGGCAUUAAAAGUACACAAAAGCUGAAAAGAACAUGCAGCUGGAUGGUAGGAUUUUUUCUUAUUACUUUUCCAAAUUUUUACAUCUAAUCUUUUAGGUUGUUUUUUUUUUGUUUGUUUGUUUGUUUGGGGUUUUUGUUGUUGUUGUUUUGCUAGUUUACUUCCUUGCUUGUUUGCUUUUAAAUAAUAACGUAAUAUUUGCAAUUCUUCGCUUAGAAACAAAUAAGCAUUUACACUCCAAAGAGAAGCCAUUAAAGAAAAAUUUGCAACAUGGCAAACUUAACAGACUUCCUAAGAAACAUAAUUUGGAAGAUGUCCUGAGCCUGUUACCAUUUUUUUUCCAAAUCCAUUGACAUGGCUUCUUUAAUUGUUUUACGUUUUGUUCCUUGUUUUAAAUUGCUUUCAGUGCAAAUAUUGUACUCAUCAUGCAUAGCCUACCAAAACAAAACUUCUUGUUGGAGGGUUUUGUGCACCUUUUCUCUUUUAGAGGGCCUGGAUUAACAGCUGUAUAAGGCAGAAAUACCACCUAGAAAAAUUUCAUGCUGUUACAGUCUGACAGUAUAUAAAUUCAUAACCUAUGAAAAACCUGCCUACCAUUUAAAUUCCAAAUCUCUUUCCAUUAAAGUUCCCUGGAUUUUCUCCAGAGCUCUAACGGUGUUUAAAAAUAGUGUGGCACCACAUAGGUAAUGCUAUGGGUUUGAAAUUAGCGUAGACGUUAGCUCUCUGUUAUCACUUCAGCUACCAAAAUUUAAAGUUUGUUUACUUAUUUGUGCAGCACUUAACAGGAUUUGAAAUUAAACAAACAAACAAAACAGCAAUCUAGUGACAAAGAAUGUUUUCAGUCUCAUUUUACUUUUAUUGAUACCCUUUGGUCCUGUACUACUGACAGCAGUGACUUUUCAUGGUGAGUAGUUAUUGAGGAAUGGAGGGACAGCAGGACCUUUCCUUUGGACUAGCAUCAAUACUAGGUUGACUCAGAGAGUUUAACAGUUCCUGCUUUUUCUCUGAUUUUUUUUUAGUAAGUUCUCAUCUGUAAAAUGUAGAAAAAUAGAAAAUAUAUGCUUAGCAAAGAGUAGCCAUGUUUUUUUUCUCUCAGUUAUCCUAGACCAAAAGAAAGAAUCUGUUGCUCUGACCCAUUGCUUUAUCAAAGUGUUGCUGAGAGUUGUUUGAAGUCGGGCAGUGUUCACCAAAAUGGGCUGUGGCUUGGGCUAAUUUGUAGGCACUUUACUCUUAAGCGCAGUAGCUGAAAUACGGCAGUCUGUAUUCCACCAGCCGGUGACUGGUAUUUUGUCCAGGUUGUAGUGAAUUCUUCUGAAUGAGUCACUUGAGAACUAUAUUAACCUAGCCAAGGAAAUUGGCUCAGCAGAAGGGAAACUUAAGCUACUCCCAGAAGAAUUAAUAGUAAUACAUUGAAGUAGCAGUGUUGCUGAGUAGCGUAAGGUAUUCUCUAACCUAUUUGUUGCUAAAUUCUCUAGAAACAAAUUUUUCAUCUCGUUUCCCAAUUCAGGUAAACCUCAUUCCCGGAUAAGCGUAAAGAUGAGCACUCCAACCAUCUAUAAUUUCAAGUACUGAUGGUUGCCCCCCAGUAAUCGACAACACAGCCUGCCAAUUGCAGCUUCACUGUAGCAUUUUUUCACAUCUCAUGGAAUUAUUUUGGACGUUCUUUGACGAGAUUGUCAGAGCUCUCAGCAGCUGUUUGUCUGAACUUCAAGUACUAAGUGUGUUUUAGUCAGUUUAGUCAGGCCAGGCCUCACCUGCAGUUGUACCUUCUUGUAGGCACUUCCUUCAGCUUGGCAAUAAAAAGGGGCUGUCAGGAGUUCUAGAAGAGAUGUGUUGUUUCCUAGCUGGCAGGGAGUAUUCGCUGUGUUACCGUUUGCUGUUGAAGUCAAAAUGCCUGUUCCAACUUGCUUUUUGAAUAGAUAUUUAUAUAGGAUGUUGAUAUGAAGGAGAAAGGACUUUGCCUCUCUAACUGAAGGUCACAUGCAUAUAAUGUUUUACUGCUGCAAAUAAAAAGUAUGAUUUUUUUUCAGUCAUUCUUUUUAACUUCCCCCCUUUCCCAUACAGUUACUUUCUGCUAUUGUUUGGCAGUGGAUUGCUGCUUCAGCAGCCUUCAGGAGCAUCCAGUAAUUCAGGUUUAUUUGCUUUUCAGCACCAGACGCUUGAUUUUUGUUUCAUCUCACCAGAAUAAUUCAUUUUUUUAAUUUAUUAGUGAAAUGAUCUUAUUCACUACAUAAAAAACAAACAGGAGGCGUUAUUCUUUCUUACGGAGGAAACCACCAAUGUUUUCCUUACUUUUGGUGCAAUGUUUGUACUCUCUUAAAAAGCUUCAGUUUGGCAUCUCUGGCAAGAUGACACAGUGCUGAAGGAGCUUGGUGCAUUUGAAAUGAAAGCUGGCUUCUCAUUUCUGAAAUAAUUUUACUUUCUAAAUCAAACCAGUGUGGGCUAAAACUGUGUACAGAAAUGCUGCUAAAAUUGUUUCCACGUCAUGUCAGCAUGGAUCUGGAAGAGCUGCUGGGCAGUGAAGGUUCCAAGUCUUGCCUGCCUUCUCUGAGUUUUCUGGUUGACAGCCAGGAAAUCACUGUCUUCUUCCCCCAUCUUCCCAACCUCUGUGAGUAUCUCCUCCUCAGCCCAGUCUUCCCCUCACAGGUAGCAGAAGGGUGUGAAUGGAUAAGCAAAUUAAUUUCCAGUGACAAAUUUCUUUCAAAUUUGUGCAAGAGUGAAUGGAAAUCUGCAAGGCAGUUGUGAUUUUGCUUGAGGGUUUUGCUUUGUCUAUUAAUGUCUCUGUUUUCAUUUCACGUUUGGAAGUCUGACUUUCAUACAGUAUUUCUGUAGGUGUUACCACUUCCUCAGGAACCUGUGACUCAGGCAGUGUAUAAAUGAAAUGACAUCACUGGCAACUUUUGUUUGAAUUGCCUAUUUCCUAAAUAGGGACUGUCGUUUUUUUUCUUUUAAUACUUGCAUCAUUGUUUUCUGUUUUGUUUUGUUUUUUGAGAGAGGAAGGGGAAAUGAGGGCUUUUGAUUAUCUAGGACUAUUACAAGUAACCAACUGAAUGUGUUUUAUCCUUUUGAAUCAUUGAAAUCAACAGUGCUGAAGUUUACUUAAAACAGGAGAUUAGCAUUUCUACACAAAGUAUUUUAUGAAUGAAAUCAUUGCAAGUAUGUGUUAGCAGAGAUUCUUUUGGUACAAAGCAUUCUUAAUUUACUGCUGAUGUGUUGAGAGAGGGACAGUGGGCAAACAAGAAGAGCCUGAGCAUAAUUUUCCGUAUUAUUUUGGACGUAAAGCAAACAAAAAACUGUGUUUUCACACUACUGGUUGAGCUUCAGAUUUAAGUGGAUCUCCCUUGCUGCUCCCUCACUAGUGUGUACUCACUACAGGAGAUUCUUGGUAUGUUUCAGUGUUUCCUUCUCCGUAACUGAUAUUUUUCAGUGAUAUCACUCCAUGCAUAUAUAAAUAAAUGUGAAGACCCGGAGUAAAAUUUGCUUGUUAGCCGAGUGACUCCAAAGCAGGGAGGAGCACUGGUUAUAGCAGACAUGGUACAGGGAAACCUUCAGCAGCUGUGUUUCUUCUUUGGACAAAAUUCCCCAUGACGUCACUUCAGGAGUUGGCUGUUAAACCGUGAAGAGUAAUGUCAGGAAUCAUUGUCAUCAGAGGAACGCGAGGAGUUGGAUGUCUGUCUGGAUCGUUUAUUCGUAGUGCUGCGGGACAGGCUAUAAAAGCGUUGCGUUUAUUUAUUAUUGUCAUGCGCAAAGGAUCACUGUUCUUUUGUUUAAAUAGCAACAGCUUUGGGACUUUGUAAGACAUGGAUACAACAGAACAUCAUCUGAGUAUGGCAGAGUCCCUUUGGCUGUGCUUUGAUUUUAUCAGUUCUUACCAAGUGGACAGUCACUUUGUGGUUGCACCUGAAGGGAAAACUGAAAUGAGGUCUGUGUAUUCAGGGAGGUGGAGUUGGUGACUACUACCAUAGGUUGUGGUUUUUCUUCUGCCUGUGUUAUUUCACGUCAAACUUUGGCACAAUUAAGAACUGUAUAAUUAAAGUCAUUGCACUAAAGGAAAGCACUAAACCAAAGUCUUGGGAAAAAAAAAAAUGCUAUGUUUCGUAGGGUUUUGUUUUGUUUCUAAUAAUACAGAGGGCCUGGUAAUUUCUUGGGGUUGUUUUUGUUUUUGUUUUUGUUUUUGUUUUUUGUUUUGUGUGUGUGUCUGUGUGUACGUGUGUACAUGAGCUUUCUUUUUUUUCCUUUACUUAAUAUUUCAGUCAUCCUUCCCAAACUUUCUGUUCAGUCUCCUUUGCAUCCUUUAUUUUCUAAAUGACCUUUAUGCAGGCAUCCUGUAUGCUGUUAAUGAAAAACUCUUCCUGGAGUUCCACCCAGUAGCUAUUGGAGCAGUGGUUACACGUUAUUCUUGGUACUAAGUCAGAAAUGCUUUGAGAUGAUAGAUGGUAUAAAUGUAACAGCAUUCCAAUUAUUUGGUCACUCAAACAAAAAAAAAAAAUUUUUUCCCCCACUUUAAUUAAAAUAUUUACUGUUGAAUGUCUCUUGUGUGCCAAAUUAGGUAGUAGUUGUGGUUUUCUCUGCUGUAAUAGUUAAGAAUGAGUGAGCUAUGCAUACCCUGCCUCAUGAACCAUGCAGGGCAGCAGCUGAUGUAUGGAACAUAGUUGGACCGUCCUCACCAACUGCCUGAUGCUUUUGAUAGACUAGUGCUCUCAGAAAUCCCAGGAGAAAAACAUUUAAUUUCUUGCUAACUUUCUUGCUAACAGUUCAGCACUGUUUAGCAAACACUGCAAGCUUAAAACAGACUUCUUUGUAACUCUUUGCUCAGAUUUGAAGAGGAGGAAGAGCAAGCAAGUCAACUGGUGUGUGCACAGCAUUUCUCUGUUGCUGGAGAUAUUCGAGUUUAAUUUCCAACAAUGGCAGGUAUGACAUAAUCUAGUUUCCUGCUGCUAAUAUUUGGAAAUGUCAUUAAGAGAUUCUGAUAGAUAAUGUCAAGAUGAACAGUGCUUAAAAAUCGACAAGGAACAGUGAAUAAUAGCAUACCCAUUGAUCUGAGAUACUGGAAAAGAAUGUGAUUUAAAGGUCUGUGACACUGAUUAUAUAGAUGAGUAUUAGCAGUAGGCUGUGUUUUUGUUUUUGGUGGCUUUUUUUUUUUGCCAUAAGGACAUGCAAUGGCAUGUUGUUUCAGAAUAUGACCAAAUUAUUGAUUUUAAAUUAUUUUGUUGCUAUAGUUUUAAAUGAUUGUGGCUUCAUACAUUUUUGAAGCCAAAAUGUUCGGUUCCAGCUUACGUAGUAUGCAGUGAGCUUUAAAAGCGCUUAUUUUUGAAAGAAAGUUUGUCCUCUUCAUAACUGCCAGAAAUGUGGGAAGAAGAAUUGAGACAGGACACAUACACAGUGGCCACCAUUUAGUUUUGGCUUCCAUUUGAAGGGGGUUUUACUUAGUGACAGGGCACCGCCAAUAUUUGGCAGGGAUCUACGAGCUUGCCAAAUAUCAAAUGGCUCUGUGAUUCUCUGUCAGGCAUUUCUUUACACUGCUGCACCUUUGGAUAUAACAGUCCCCUUUGUAGGGCACUUUUAGGACCACAAAGAUGGUGAAGGACCUACAGUAAGAUGUAUGAGGAGAGCCUAAAGUCUUCUUGUUUUUUGAGCAUCAAGGAGACUGAGGGGAGAGCUUGUGAUGGCCUACAGCUUUCUCACGAGGGGAGUGAAGUGGCAGGUGUUGAUCUCUCUAAUGACAGUGGCAGGACCUGAGAGAAUGGCAUGGAACUGUGAGGAGGAAGUGUCAGGCUGGGUGGUAUGGGAAAUUUCUUCACUAGAGGGUUAUUGGGUGUGGAAUAGGCUCUCCAAGUCAUAGCCCCAAGCUGCCAGCAUUCAAAUAGUGUUUGGACAGCACUGGACAUAGGAUUUGAAUUUUGAGUGUCCCUGUUUGGAGUUAGACUUAACAAUCCUUGUAAAUCCCUUCCAACUCUACAAUCUUUCCCUCCCAUCCAUUGCCUGAGCUUGUUUUGGUAGAGUGUCUUCUGUUGGUUAAGUACCUAAUAUAGCAAGACCAACAUUUGAGUCAACUAGUCAAUAGAACGGCAGGUGAAUAACAGAUCAUACAGGUAGAUCUCUUCUCUAAUGUUGCCUACUGUAGCCUUUUAAUUUAAUCAGUUUGGUCAUGGAGUUAGUGAAGUUCAUUUGUCUCCUUUUUUGGAUGCUCAAAGCCAGACAUCAGUGUUGUCUUAAACCGGGUUGCAGAAUUCUGAAGGGACUCUGAUUUCACAUGUAAAGAUAAUCUUACACUAUUAAGCAUGUAUUUUAAAAUUUUUAUGUGUGUAAAGGAGAAAUAAAUAAAUCUGUUGUUAACUUUCAAA